UGGAAAUGAUCCAGCAUGUCUGCAGCCUGCAGCUCCACAGAAAAUAUUUGAUCAGACCUGGUUUAUAGAAGAGAGCCAGAUUUCCCAGUCUCAUGUCACCACCUUAAACCCGAGGCUUCAUCUCUGGCAGCUUUUAGAGAAGGAGCUGAAGGAUGCUGAGCAGGAGGAGAAGGGCGUGAGGCUGCAGGAUGCCAGCGUGUGCCCCCGAGCCCUGCAGCGCUGCCAGGUAAAAUCAGACUAUGACCAUCUUCGAGAAACCUUUCUCAGAGUGACCAAAGAACGAGAUUUGGCUGUAAGGGGAAAACACCAGCUCCAAGCCAAGCUGGAGAACCUAGAGCAGGUCCUAAAGCACAUGCGAGAGGCUGCGGAACGGCGGCAACAGCUGGAGCUGGAGCAUGAGCAAGCCUUGGCUGUCCUCAACGCCAAACAGCAGGAGAUCGAGCUGCUGCAGAAGGCUCAGGUUGAAGCUAAGAAGGAACAUGAAGGAGCAGUUCAGUUGCUAGAGGCCAAGGUGCGGGAGCUGGAGGAGAAAUGCCGGACGCAGAGCGAGCAGUUUAACCUCCUGUCGCGGGAGCUGGAGCGGUUCCGGCAGCAGGCGGGCAAGAUCGACCUCCUCAGCAGCAACUCCCUGGCACCCCCGGGCCUGGCUGGGGCUCCUGGAAAAUCCCUGUCCCAGCUGAUGAAUGGAAUUGCCACUUCCAUAGGCAAAGGUCAUGAAAGCCCUUCUGGAAGUCGCUGUGUGAUUUCAGAGUUUAUCCGGCCCCUUCAGAUAUCUGGAGACAAACCAGAACAACUGUCUGUCAAACCCACAUUGCUGUCCAAGUCAAGAUCUGGGACCCCAAGAUGCAGAUUUGAUUCAGACAUGGAUAAUGAUCAGAAUUCCAAUACCUCAAAGCAGAGAUAUUCUGGGAAAGUCCACCUUUGCAUUGCCCGGUACAGCUACAACCCCUUUGAUGGACCAAAUGAGAACCCAGAGGCGGAGCUCCCUCUCACGGCAGGAAAAUACCUUUAUGUCUACGGGGACAUGGACGAGGAUGGCUUCUAUGAAGGAGAACUUCUGGAUGGACAAAGAGGACUGGUCCCUUCGAACUUUGUGGAUUUUGUUCAGGACAACGAGAGCCGGUUGUCAAGCACACUGAGCAGCGAGCAGGAUCAGAACUUCAUCAACCGCUCGGGCCCUCCCCUGGAAGGAGAUCUCUUGGAGAUCAGUCCCCCGACUCACAUCGACUCCGGCGUGGUCAGCAACGGCGCGGGGACGCUGGACGUGAACAUUGAUGAGAUUGGAGAAGACAUUGUGCCUUAUCCUAGAAAAAUCACCCUUAUCAAACAACUAGCCAAAAGUGUUAUUGUGGGCUGGGAGCCACCGGUGGUGCCGCCCGGCUGGGGAACCGUCAGCAGCUACAACGUGCUGGUGGACAAGGAGAUCAGGAUGAACGUAGCCCUGGGCAGCAGGACGAAAGCCCUGAUAGAAAAGCUCAACAUCUCCACCUGCACAUACCGGAUAUCCAUCCAGAGCAUCACCAACAAGGGCAACUCCGACGAGCUGCAGUGCACCUUGGUGGUGGGCAAGGACGUCAUCGUAGCCCCCUCCAACCUCAGAGUGGACAACAUCACCCAGAUUUCUGCUGAGCUGUCCUGGCUCCCUACAAACAGUAAUUACAGUCAUGUCAUCUUCCUGAACGAGGAGGAGUUUGACAUUGUCAAGGCUGCUAGCUACAAGUACCAUUUUUUUAAUUUGAAGCCCAAUAUGGCCUACAAGGUGAAGGUCAUGGCAAAGCCCCACCAGAUGCCCUGGCAGCUUCCCCUGGAACAGCGAGAAAAAAAGGAAGCCUUUGUGGAAUUUUCUACAUUGCCAGCAGGUCCUCCAGCUCCACCUCAAGACGUGUCUGUCCGGGCAGGGUCCACACCAGGGACCAUCCAGGUGUCCUGGAAGCCGCCGGUGCUGUCGGCGACGGGGACGUCACACGGUGCCAGCGUCACGGGCUACGGUGUCUACGCCAAAGGCCAGCGGGUGGCAGAGGUGAUGUUCCCAGCAGCCGAGAGCGCGCCGCUGGAGCUGCGCAGCCUGCGCAGCCUGGACGCCAGGGAAGUGACGGUCCGGACGCUCUCUGCGCAGGGAGACUCGGUGGACUCUUGUGUUGCUGCCAUUCCAUCUGACCUCCUGGUGCCUCCAACCCCUCACCCCAGAACUGCUCCCAAAUCUAAGCCAUUAGCAAGUGCCGGAGCCCCAGAAACCAAAGAAGAACACUUAGGCCCACAUUUAAAAAGGGAUGAGUCGUGGGAGCAGACUCGUUCGGUGUCCCCUGUCCACGGACACAUGCUGGAGCCACCCAACUUCCACGGCCCACUCCAGGGGAGGAGAUCUCCAUCCCCCAACAGAAUCCUGCCCCAGCCUCAAGGCACUCCAGUCCCCAACACCGUCGCAAAAGCCAUGGCAAGAGAAGCUGCACAAAGAGUGGCAGAGAGCAACAGGAUGGAGAGGAGGAGCGUUUUCAGCGAGCGGAGCAGCGCGGCCCCGUUCUCCGAUGAGGAGGAGGAUGGUUAUGACUCCCCCAAGGUCAAGCGAAGGGGAGCCUCAGUUGAUGAUUUCCUGAAAGGGUCAGAACUUGGCAAGCAGGCUCACUACUGCCACGGGGAUGAGUACCAGACGGAGAGCAGCCGCGGCUCCGACCUGUCCGACAUCCUGGAGGAGGAUGAGGAGGAGCUCUACUCCGAGAUGCAGCUGGAGGAGGGCGGCCGGCGGCGCCUCAGCCUCACCUCGCACGGCGCGCUCAAGGAGUACGAUAAGACCACUGAAGCCACUUUUUGGGAGCAGCCUGACUUUGCCCAGCAGACACACCACAGUAAAAGGCUUUUCAGUAUUCCAGAAGUGGCUGAAGAGGACGGUGAAUACUCUGAACUGCUGUACAGGCAGGGUUUAGGUAUGCCCUAUAGAAAGAACCCCAGAGCAGCCAGAGAGCCCAGAGCACGCAGGCCCUGUCCCCAGGAGCAGCAGCACAGCCCCUGGCACCGCUCGGGGCCGGGGCUGGAGGAGCUGGUGCCGGACGAGCGCGGGUGCAAAUUCAGACAGUCCCUGUCCCGGAGCCCGGACAGCGGGCUGGACUGCGGCAGCGAGGAAGAGGAGCCCAGGGGCAGCGCCAGACACACCUGGGGCAGGGAGGAAGAGGAGCCCAGGGGCAGUGCCAGACACACCUGGGGCAGGGAGGAAGAGGAGCCCAGGGGCAGCGCCAGACACACCUGGGGCAGGGAGGAAGAGGAGCCCUGGCACAGUUUCAGACCCCAGUGGGACAGGGAUGAAGAGCAAUUCCAGCACAGUGUGAGAGCCCAGUGGGGCAGGGAUGAGGAUGAGGGUGAGGAACAGCUCCAGCACAGAGCCCGGUGGGGCAGGGAUGAAGAGCAACCCCAGCACAGGCUCAGAGCUCAUUGGGGCAGGGAUGAAGAGCAGUCCCAGCAUGGUGUGAGAGCCCAUUGGGGCAGGGAUGAAGAUGAGGAUGAGGAGCAGCCCCAGCACAGAGCUCAGUGGGGCAGGGAUGAGGAUGAGGAUGAAGAUGAGGAUGAGGAUGAGGAGCAGCCCCAGCACAGAGCCCAGGGGGACGCAGAGCCCUGCCCCUGCCGGAGGGGCCCGCGGCCGCUGCUGGCCCGCAGGAGGACCCUGACCAGGCAGAGCAGCAUCGAGGAGGAUUUCGGGGAGCUGGGGCCGUCCCUCGGGGAGCCCAGGAGCGAGCAGAGCCAGCAGAGGAGGUCGGCAGCUCAGAAGGGCCACAGAACAGAUCGUGUGGCUAACGAAGAAGUGCAGGGAGGCUGGAAGAGCGACUUUAAAGCAGCUGACUCUAGGGCAGCUGCUGUCCCUGCAAAGCCAUCCCACAGAGAUGCAGAAGACUCUCUGCUUUUAGGUAACCCAGCCUCGGCAGGACGGCAGGACAGGGUGGAGCACGCAGGGCGGAGGUCCCACGGCAGCGCGGUGCCACCGAGGUCUCGGCCCGUGUUGGUCCCAUCCAUUGAUGGCUACGGUGGCCAUGACCAUCUUUCUCCAGAUAUUUAUGAGGAGUCUGAAACAGAUCCUGGCACAGAAGAUCUUUCCACUCGAAUAUUUGUUGCACUUUUUGACUACGAUCCACUGACCAUGUCCCCAAACCCCGAUGCUGCAGAGGAGGAGCUGCCAUUUAAAGAAGGACAGAUCAUUAAGGUUUACGGGGACAAAGAUGCUGAUGGAUUUUACCGUGGAGAAACCUGUGCAAGAGUUGGCCUUAUCCCCUGUAAUAUGGUCUCUGAGAUACAAACAGAUGAUGAAGAGAUGAUGGAUCAGCUUCUCAAACAAGGUUUCCUUCCUUUGAACACUCCAAUUGAGAAAAUCGAGCGGGGCCGGCGCAGGCAGCAGCAGCUCAGCACCAGGAGGAUGGUGGCUCUCUACGACUACGACCCCAGGGAGAGCUCCCCGAACGUGGAUGUGGAGGCCGAGCUGACGUUCUGCACCGGGGACAUCAUCACCGUCUUCGGUGAGAUCGAUGAAGAUGGAUUUUAUUAUGGUGAACUCAAUGGACAAAAGGGGCUGGUUCCUUCCAACUUCCUUGAAGAAGUGCCUGAUGAUGUUGAGGUGUUUCUCUCCGACGCACCCUCGCGCUACGUCCACGACACACCCACGCGAUCCAAGGCAAAAAGGGUUCCUCCUGAGAAUACAGGUACACCCCGGAGAGCACCAUCCCCCACAGCUCAUCUCCAUUCCGGGUCACCUCCGUCACCGGUGAUGGGCUCUGGUAGUCCCGGGAGAGGCAGGGAUAUGGCCUCGAAAAAGAAAAAGGGGCUGCUUUCCAAAGGCAAGAAACUGCUGAAAAAGCUUGGUGCAGUGAAAUGAGUCCUGUGCUCCUGGACAACUUGUAAAGCUUCCAGUCUGUGUACUUCUUUUUUUUUUUUUUUUUUUUUUUUUUUUUAAAGUCAAAACUAGGGCUUUCAUGACUAUGCAGUACUUUACCAGACCUCUGCAUUUUUAACUCUGACAUCAAUAGAAUCAUGUGAAUCGCUUAAUCAAAACAGCAAGAAAAAAAAGGAAGUGUUGUUGGUAAAAACAUUAUUUAAAAAGUAAAAAAAUAAAAAAAUAAAUAGAUAUUGUGGGAUUAAGGCCAGAAGAACAUGGUUUUAUUUGAAGUCAACACCUGCAACUCCAUUGGAAAAAUCUCAGCCUUUGUUCUCCUUUAACCAUGAGUGGGGGGAGAAAACUCUCUUCACUGAUUGCUAGCUCAGAGAGAUCACCCCACUGUAUCCAAUCAUUAGCAUUAACAACAAUGGUCUUGAAACUCCUAGUUGAAUCAGCCUUGAUGUUUUGCCUUAUUAAUGCACAAUGAUUUGUACUGUCUAAUAAAUAUGCAGCGUAUACUUUGUA
Molecule: messenger RNA, 5377 nt
Organism: Cyanistes caeruleus (blue tit)
Lineage: Eukaryota; Metazoa; Chordata; Aves; Passeriformes; Paridae
Source: RefSeq, a predicted model, not a curated record